Molecule: messenger RNA, 345 nt
Organism: Aspergillus tanneri
Lineage: Eukaryota; Fungi; Ascomycota; Eurotiomycetes; Eurotiales; Aspergillaceae
Product: PET191 family protein
Exons: 3
Coding region: 1-345 (114 amino acids)
Biological process (GO): mitochondrial respiratory chain complex IV assembly
Cellular component (GO): mitochondrion
Source: RefSeq, a predicted model, not a curated record
AUGCCGAGCUCCUGCAAGGACAUCAGAGAUGCAUUGGCCCAGUGCCUGCAGGAAUCAGAGUGUAUCAUGAUCCAACGACGCAGCCCGCGAGAAUGCCUCAGCUCUCCAUAUGCCGAAGAACUGCCCAUGAAAUGCCAACAGUUGCGGAAAGGAUUCAGCGAGUGCAAACGUGGGCUGAUCGAUAUGCGCAAACGUUUCCGCGGUAACCAACCCAUUUCGGUAUCCAACGAGGGCCAGUCCUCGAAAUCCGGACAACUAUAUGCCGGCAAGCCGGCAUUUGAAACGGUCAAGGAGAUUAGUGGAGAUGAGGUGCAGAUGGACCCUGAGAAGACAAGGGGGCUGUGA